Scutellospora calospora is the source of this 350-nucleotide messenger RNA. NCBI's taxonomy places the organism in Eukaryota, Fungi, Glomeromycota, Glomeromycetes, Diversisporales, Gigasporaceae. The record is from the annotation of a GenBank genome assembly.
AAUUAGAACCUUUACAACCAGUGCGUUCCGAUUCUAGUUCUACUUCACAAGAAUCCAUACGUCGAUCAAGGGUCAUAGAAUUCUUUGAACUUUUGGCAGGGCUUAUUGGUGUCUGUAUAGGUGGUUAUAUUAUGUAUUAUUUCUCUACUUUAGUUCGAGAUAAUAAUGAUGGAAAUGAUGAUCAAAAGGAAAUGAAAGUACUUCCUCAAAUUUUGGGAUGGUGUAGCGCUAUGCUUUAUCUCGGUGCAAGAAUUCCGCAAAUUAUUCAAAACCAUAAGUCACAAUCUACUGAAGGAUUAUCACUAGCAAUGUUCUGUUUUUGUGUAUUAGGCAAUGUUUCUUUUUGUGUA